GCUACAGCGUUAUCCGGGUCCUUCGCGAGAAUCCCUCUGAGAGGAGGCGGGAAAUGGCGUCCCGAGUAGCUGUAGAAGAUCUGUCCGCCGUUCUGUGACUCACACUCAGCGGAGAACUCAACGACUGACACACGCGCGGGCCGCUUCAGCAUCUGUGGCCAGAUCCACAACCAUCUCUGGAUCGUGCCGUUGCGACCCUUGUCAUUCUUACAUGUGACUUUUGGGACAAUGAGGCUGAGAGUGCGUAAAGCAUCUCAGCAGCGGAGCACCACCCCGUCCGCCCGGACCGCCAAGACCAAGAGGAAGCACUCCGAGGUGGAACACAGUCUGGCCUCAGAAGACGCCAAGAUGCAGAAACGAGACACGGGCAUUUUCUCCACCAUCAAACGGUUCAUCAGAGGCAAUGCGGUCAAGGUGGAGCAGUGCACUCCUGCUAAAAGGAGCCGUGUAGACUGUGAUUCGGACAGUAAUCUGAUCACAUCCACUCCGACCGGUGGAAAUCUGCCCAGCAGAGCCAACCCCAGAACUCGCAGGAAAGGCCCUGUCAAUGGAGAUACCAUGACAGGUCAGAGUAAACCAGUGAAGCCCAACGGUAAGCUGGAGGUGCAGGCAGAGCCUCCAAACAGUCCUACCCGCACUACCCUCCUGGGAACCAUCUUCUCUCCUGUCUUUAGCUUCUUCUCGCCAGCCAACAAAAACGCUACGGCAGGCUCUGACUCCCCAGGCCAGGCAGUGGAGGCUGAAGAAAUCGUAAAGCAACUUGACAUGGAGCAGCUUGAGGAAACCCCUACCAGCACUACCACUGAUGGCAGAGAGCUGACCUUUGACCCUGCACUAAACCCUAGAACGCUGCCUCACGCAGACACAACAGUGGAGGAAGGAGAGAUCGUCACAGAGUCCGAUAUGCCACCUCUCACUGCUGUAGGAUCCAACAGCAAUUACCCUGACGUCCCCCCAUCGCCUCCUGCUGAAGGAACUUACGAAGAAGAGUGGGAAGUUUUUGACCCGUAUUUCUUCAUCAAACACGUGCCACCGUUGACCGAGGAGCAGCUAACCCGCAAACCAGCGCUGCCUCUGAAAACCAGGAGCACACCCGAGUUCUCCCUCGUCUUGGAUUUAGAUGAGACUUUGGUCCACUGCAGCCUAAAUGAGUUGGAGGAUGCAGCCCUGACCUUCCCUGUACUUUUCCAAGAUGUAAUUUACCAGGUUUACGUCCGGUUACGGCCGUUCUUUAGAGAGUUCUUGGAACGUAUGUCUCAGAUUUAUGAGAUCAUUCUCUUUACUGCUUCCAAGAAGGUUUAUGCCGACAAGUUGCUGAACAUCCUGGAUCCCAAAAAACAGUUGGUUAGGCAUAGAUUGUUCCGCGAACACUGCGUAUGCGUCCAAGGCAACUACAUCAAAGACCUUAACAUCCUUGGCAGAGAUCUCUCAAAGACGGUGAUCAUUGACAACUCACCUCAGGCUUUUGCCUAUCAGCUUUCCAAUGGGAUCCCCAUUGAGAGUUGGUUUGUGGACAGGAAUGACAAUGAGCUCCUAAAACUGGUGCCGUUUUUGGAGAAGCUGGUAGAACUGAAUGAGGACGUUCGUCCAUACAUAAGAGAGAGGUUUCGCCUGCAUGACCUUCUACCCCCGGACUGAACGACUGCUACCUAAAACGAACAUUUCUUGCCAACCUGACUGUUUUUAAGCAGUGGGGGAUUUACACCUUGGGGACAGGAAAAUUUGCCACAAACUCUUUGCCAUAAGGAUUUCAACUACAGACUCGCCUUCACCGGCGUUCUUUUACUUAGGUGGGAGGGGGCGGGGCUCUGAAAAGAUGUUUUAAAACAAAUGACUUGAUGUAUGCAUACGUUUUCUAUACACACUCAUUUAUGGAGCUAAAGGCAAGAAGAUUUUUUUUGAUUGGUCAUCCAUCUUGGAGUAGAGUUAAUGCCUGAAUUGGACUUUAUUGUAAAGCGCUGUGCAGAAAUGGACAUGCGUCACUCCUUUUGGUGCUCAAAGGGGACCCUCUGCCCUCCCAGGCCAAUGGCUUACUUCAACAGGCAUGACCGGUUGAAUUAAAAUAUAUAAAAACACGAAUAUAUACAUUCAAUUAUGUGUGUAUAUGUAUAUAUAACAUUUGUACAUAUAUAUUUUUUCCUGUCAAGUUUGUAAAACAUGACUUGCUCUUUGGUUCUAAUUCAUUAUGCAUUCCUUUUUAGUUAAAGGCCUUUUUUCAUAGACCAGCUGGCUUUUUAUUAAUUUUUUUACUCUAGGUUUUAUGUAUAUUUAAUGGCCUAUCUGUUUCGCUUGUAAUCCGGCAAAAUGUAAUGGUUUAUCCAGUCACAUCACACGUGGAGCAUACGGAAAACAAUAAUGCUCAAUUGUAAAUUUCAAAUCGCGAUUCUUUCUAGUUGUGGCUUUCGGUUACGGACCGUUUAAUACUAUUUAGCCAUGUCAGUCCUGGUUUGGGGAGUUGAACUUUGUUUUUAGUUAGUUUUUUAUAUACAAGUAUAGCGAAAAUGUAAAAUACUGUAUGUGCUUUAAAAAUGCUUUUCUGUGAAAAUAAUGCUUUGUCUCUUUCUGAAGUGUCCGGUAAUUGUAGCACCAGCACACGAACUAGCUUAAAUCACUGCAUAUUUGCAAUAUUCUGUGUUUUCCCGUUGUCUUUCCAGCAAUCCUGCUUUGAGAACUGUUUUAGGGAUUAUCGUGUACUGCUCUACCUACCUCCUGAAGGGUAGACCUUCCAUUUCAUUCAGUGUUACCCCAAUGUUUUUUAUUUCUAUGGACAUCAAUACAUGAUUUCAAUGUACCAGA
Messenger RNA from Triplophysa rosa, 2796 nucleotides. It is a transcript of the gene ctdspl2a, whose product is annotated as CTD (carboxy-terminal domain, RNA polymerase II, polypeptide A) small phosphatase like 2a. The record is from RefSeq and is a predicted model, not a curated record. Gene Ontology annotation, molecular function: phosphoprotein phosphatase activity. The coding region runs from base 229 to 1638 and encodes 469 amino acids. The transcript is spliced from 13 exons. Lineage: Eukaryota; Metazoa; Chordata; Actinopteri; Cypriniformes; Nemacheilidae.